AUCAAGCAACAGAGCCGAUUACUAAUACGUCAAAGCGAAAACAGUAGGAGGAGCAGCAUUUUUUAGGGGGUGUUGAGUUGUUGAAGCUCACUUCCUGUCACGGCUACAUGCGUUUCGAUCUUCUCCACAAAGCUUCCAACCUGUGAAGCAGCGGCACAUGACCAUGUCCUCUCCAGAGGUUACUUCGGUGGCCUGGGGUCAUAUGACGGUAAAAGGCUGCUCCUCCACCUACAAGGACUGUAAGGUGUGGCCCGGUGGAAGCCGAACCUGGGACUGGCGUGAGACUGGGACAGAGCACCACCCGGGAGUCCAGCCUGCUGAUCUGCAGGAGGUGCUGGACAAAGGAGCAAAGGUGCUGGUGAUUGGCCGAGGCAUGAACAUGGCCCUGCAGGUUCCCGCCUCCACAUUGGACUGUGUGGCAAAGCGGGGGGUGGACGUCCGAGUCCUGCAGACGGAACAGGCUGUCGCUGAAUACAACGCACUGGCUAGACAGGGCAUCAAGGUGGGCGGGGUUUUCCACUCCACCUGCUGAAGUCAACGUUCCUUGAAGACACCUGAGCUUCGCGCUGGGAUGAAAGCGGCCUAAUCUAGUCUUCAUCUCCGCUUGCGGAAAUCAUUUUGACUUUUACACACGGAAUUCACGCUCUCUCCAUAUGAAGGCAGGAUAUAUUUACAAUAAAAAAUAUCGGUGACAUUAC
Messenger RNA from Dunckerocampus dactyliophorus (ringed pipefish), 698 nucleotides. RefSeq names its product adipogenesis associated, Mth938 domain containing (gene aamdc). The record is from RefSeq and is a predicted model, not a curated record. Gene Ontology annotation, biological process: positive regulation of fat cell differentiation. The transcript has 4 exons. Bases 158 to 532 code for a protein of 124 amino acids. Gene Ontology annotation, cellular component: cytoplasm. NCBI's taxonomy places the organism in Eukaryota, Metazoa, Chordata, Actinopteri, Syngnathiformes, Syngnathidae.